This is a messenger RNA of Schistocerca nitens (vagrant locust), 1418 nucleotides long. Its product is annotated as trypsin-1-like. The coding region runs from base 71 to 901 and encodes 276 amino acids. The record is from RefSeq and is a predicted model, not a curated record. NCBI's taxonomy places the organism in Eukaryota, Metazoa, Arthropoda, Insecta, Orthoptera, Acrididae. Gene Ontology annotation, molecular function: serine-type endopeptidase activity. Gene Ontology annotation, biological process: proteolysis. The transcript is spliced from 7 exons.
CAGCCUCUGUUGUCGCGACCCGUUGUUUGGUUUUGCCAGUGAGAAGCAGGACCAUUCAGCUUUUCCCAAUAUGCUGCGAUUGUGUGUAGUCGUGCUCCUCGCCUCCACCGCAUGUGCACUGGGAGCCUCGCUGCCGGUUCGCCGCUUGGCUCACACUGGUCCAGCCAGGAGGUUGGGCGUAGCUGCAGGCCGAAUCUAUGGAGGCCACGACGCAGCGAGGGGCGAAUUCCCAUAUAUAGUGUCGCUGAAGAUAGUGGGGACGUUCACCAAGAGCCACCAUUGCGGAGGCGCCAUCAUCUCCAGUACGUCUGUGCUCACAGCAGCCCACUGCAUCACCAACAUCGACAAAUCGAUUGCAGUGGCUGGAGAACUGGACCAGAGCACCGACGAAGGCACGGAGCAGGAGGUGAGGAUUUCGCAGAUGAUCAAGCACCCAGACCACCCAGGUGGUAUUGACGUGAGCCCUAACGACAUCGCUAUCUUCAAACUGAUGACCGCCUUCACGUUCAACUCUUUUGUCCAACCCAUUAACCUGCCCAGCGCCGGAGUUGUUCCCACAGAUGGAUCAUCCGCUGUUGCGCUUGGCUGGGGAGAGACAGAAGACGAAGGCGAACCGGAUAUCCUGCAGACUGUAGACGUCGUCAUCAUCGAUCAAGCGACUUGCUCGCAGCUGAUCGACAGCUUAAUAACGGAAAACCAGCUGACUGACACUAUGAUUUGCACAGGCCCAGUCACAGGAGGAACCGGUGUCUGCUACGGUGACUCUGGUAGUCCAGUUACUCAGGACGGCAUGGUGAUUGGCGUGGCUUCAUGGACCAUCAUGCCCUGUGCCACAGAGAGGUCCCCAAGUAUAUACACCAGGGUAUCCGCCUUCCUCGACUUUGUUAAUGAACACAUUUAGAAGUGUAUAUUAUCCAUUUUAAUCACCAGUCUUUAGACUACCGUCAUUCUUGGUACCGUAGCAAUUUUUCCUUGUUCCUUAUUCUUGAAAGCGCCUUCUACAGCCUUCUCUCCCCAGAUAGUCUUUUUAACACUUCUUCAUUUGUAUCUUUAACUGUACAGUUAACGUAUUUUUUUCUGUAGCGGCACGUUACAAUUUUUUUCUAUUUCUUAUAAGAACUUCAGAUGGUACUCUUCCACUUCCACACUAUACUGUAUUCCAAAUGUUGCUAUUUCUUCCUCAUUUCCAUACCGAUAUUCGGAACCAGUAGAGCCCUGCUGGUAAAGAAAGCUUUCUUGUUCGUGCUGUUCUGCUUCUCAUGUUUUCCUUGUUCCGGAUAUCGUGUUUAACUUUACAUCCUGGGAUAGCAUAAAUUUCCUUUUUCCACUACAGUGCCGUACGCAACAUUAAUAUUAAGGAAAUUGUUAUUUUCUCUCCUACUACUUUGUAUUACAAACCAAUAAAUGUACAAUAUCAU